Molecule: messenger RNA, 567 nt
Organism: Lasiosphaeria miniovina
Lineage: Eukaryota; Fungi; Ascomycota; Sordariomycetes; Sordariales; Lasiosphaeriaceae
Exons: 5
Coding region: 1-567 (188 amino acids)
Source: RefSeq, a predicted model, not a curated record
AUGCAGGAGCCAGCCAGCGCGUUACUGGCCGUCCACCCGCACCCGCCAGCUCGUCCGCACAAGGCAGGCCCUAGCGACCGCCACCCCGUGGGCAGCGACGGGGCCAAUGACGGCAUCGCGCCACUGAAGCGUAGGAAGGAGGUGCGCGCAGUUUGCACAUUCGCGCAACAAUGCCUGAAUGCUAUCGACGCGACCGGCGAUGAGGUGUGGCUUCCUGAAGGGGAAUGCCAGUCGGCCGUGCCGUACCAUGUUGCCCAGAGGCCAGCAUGGGCCGAAGAUAGCAGCAUCUACGACUACCGACCGCAAGUGCUCCGUACAUACAUAUGCCAGCCGGCCAGGCCAGGCCAGGCCAGGCCAAGCCAGUGCGAGCCUGGCGUCGGCAUCAUCAUCGUCAUACAUCUCGGCCGUUGCGGCAACGGCGUCGACGCAGAUUCAAAAGAGGCCACGUGCCAGGAGCUGGCGCGGCUACAAUACACGAUAGACGACGAGUUGGCUCGGCGUAUCGUUGUGGCCUGCGGACAAAAGGGCUGGCGGCAGAGAGGACGACGGUUGAGCCGCUCAGAAUAG